This is a messenger RNA of Nothobranchius furzeri (turquoise killifish), 4287 nucleotides long. NCBI's taxonomy places the organism in Eukaryota, Metazoa, Chordata, Actinopteri, Cyprinodontiformes, Nothobranchiidae. The record is from RefSeq and is a predicted model, not a curated record.
UCGAGACCUUAUUAGAGUUCAUAAGGUGCGCAAGCAGGUGAAUGGCUCACACAACCUACCUUAUGCUCAAAAACUCGACCUAGGGUGGGUUAUUGUUGGAAAUGUAUGUCUAGGAAGUAACCACAAGCCACAAUCAAUCAACACCUUUUACACCAAAACCAUGGAGACAGCACGCCCAACGCUCUUUGAACCUUGCCCCAAUGUGUUCAGUGUUAAAGAGAAAUAUGACAACACACACAUUCCGAUACAUCCUUCGCCCUUAUCUGAGAUUAAACCAGACUGUGAGGCGGACCAUCUUGGUUAUGUUGUCUUUAAAGAGACAAAGGAGGACAACCAGCUGGCUCCUUCAAUCCAGGAUUCCCUUUUUAUGGAAAUAAUGAAUGAAGGUCUGCAUAAAGAUGCAAAUAAUAGUUGGGUGGCGCCUUUACCCUUUAAACAUCCACGACAGCGGCUGCCCAACAAUAAGCCUCAGGCAUUGAAACGACUCAUCUCCCUGAAAUACAACUUCAGAAGGAAGCCAGAAAUGAAGGAACAUUUCAUCAACUUCAUGGAGAAGAUGUUCGAAAAAGGCCAUGCAGAAGUAACCCCUCCGAUAAUAGAUGACAAAGAACAGUGGUACUUACCCAUUUUUGGCGUGUACCAUCCGAAGAAGCCCGGCCAAAUUAGAGUUGUGUUUGACUCGAGUGCUCAGUACGAGGGUGUGUCACUCAAUGAUGUCCUGCUGUCUGGACCAGACCUGAACAACUCUCUGCUGGGUGUACUUCUGCGGUUUAGAAAGGAAGCAGUUGCCUUCACUGUCGAUAUAGAACAAAUGUUCUACUGCUUCUAUGUGAGAGAAGAAGACAGAAACUUCCUGCGUUUCCUGUGGUUCCAAGACAAUGACCCUUCUAAAGAUGUUGUGGAUUGUCGUAUGAAUGUACAUGUCUUUGGAAACAGACCUUCACCAGCAGUGGCUAUUCAUGGUCUCCAUCAGUCUGUCCAAGAUCGAGAGUCCAAGGUUGAGCCUGAUGUCAAGAACUUUGUCACACGUGAUUUUUACGUGGAUGACGGUCUUAAAUCCAUGCCCUCCACCGAAACAGCAGUGAGUCUCCUGAAAAGGACUCAAGAGGUUCUUGCUAAGUCAAACCUCCGACUGCACAAGAUAGCCUCAAACAAAAAAGAAGUUAUGGAAGCCUUUCCGUCCACUGAUCACGCUAAUAGCCUCAAAGACCUUGAUCUAGAUGAUGACUCACUGCCGCUGCAACGCAGUCUUGGACUCAACUGGGACCUCCAAGCAGACUGUUUUGUGUUCAAUGUCUCAGACAAUGUGAAACCAUACACUCGGCGGGGUGUAUUAUCCACUGUUAACAGUCUUUACGAUCCUCUUGGAUUUGUGGCGCCAGUAACUAUCCAAGGAAAGGCUAUUCUGCGAGAACUAACCACUGAAAAAGGAGAUUGGGACUCACCAUUACCAAAAGAUAUGGAGCAGAUCUGGGAGUCAUGGAGAGCAUCUUUAUCACAACUGUCUGGGUUUUCUGUUCCCCGACUAUACACACAAACAUCGCCUUCAGAAGCUUACAGAAGAGAACUGCAUGUCUUCUGUGACGCAUCAAUCAAGGCUAUUGCUGCAGUAGCGUAUCUAAGAGUCGUUGAUGCACGUGGAAACUGUUGUGUUGGAUUUGUGAUGGGCAAAGCCAAACUCGCCCCUCGUCCUGAAAUGACCACGCCAAGAUUAGAACUUUGUGCAGCAGUUCUUGCAGUAGAACUGGCAGAUUUAGUCUCUACAGAAAUGGAUCUCCAGCUCCAUACUAUGUCCUACCAUUCAGACAGCAAAGUGGUCCUGGGCUACAUUUAUAACGAAAACAGGCGGUUCUACGUCUUUGUCAGCAACAGAGUACACCGCAUUCGGAAAUCAUCCCUUCCAAACCAGUGGCACUAUGUCCCAACAGACCAAAAUCCUGCAGAUCAUGCUACACGUUCUGUUGUGGCAGGUCACCUAAAGAACACAAACUGGUUGAGUGGCCCAAAAUUUCUGGUAAGUCCAGAACCAAGUAUCAACAAUGACACCUUUGAUCUUGUGGACCCGGUUGCAGACCCAGAUGUGAGGCCUUGGGUGACUACCCUGUCUACCACAGUGUCUUCAAAAAACAUUGGUAGUGAACGCUUCACCAAGUUCUCUGCAUGGAACUCUCUCACUCAGACCAUGGCUCGGCUGUUGCACAUAGCAAAGAUGUUCAGCACAGCGAAAAGGGAGGUCCAAUCCUGCAAAGGCUGGCAUUGCUGUAAGACAAAGGUAACUGUGAAGGAAAUCGACCAAGCUGCAAACGUUAUUGUGCGUACGGUGCAGGAGGAAAUCUAUGCUGAAGAGAUCAAGUGCAUUCAGAAGUCAGAAAGAAUUCCUAAAGGCAGCCCUCUCUACAGACUGGACCCAUUCAUCGACAAAGAUGGACUUCUCAGAGUUGGGGGCCGUCUCGUCCAUUCCACUCUUGGGCAAGUCGAAAAGAAUCCAUUGAUCGUCCCUGGGAAACACCAUGUUGCAACCUUGAUAAUAAGACACCAUCAUGAACAAGUACACCAUCAAGGCCGCCAUUACACGGAAGGAGCUAUUCGGACAUCAGGAUUUUGGAUAAUUGGCUGUAAAAGAAGGGUUAGCAGCAUCAUCAACCAGUGUGUCACCUGUAGACGACUAAGAGCUCCUUUGAGUGUCCAGAAGAUGGCAAAUCUUCCAACAGAUCGUUUGACUACAGAUCCUCCGUUCACAAAUGUGGGCCUGGAUGUGUUCGGGCCGUGGCACAUCUGUUCACGUCGUGCAAGAGGUGGCCUGUUACACAGUAAAAGGUGGGCUGUAAUAUUUACGUGUAUGAGUGUAAGAGCUGUUCACAUCGAGGUCAUCGAGUCACUUGACGCAUCAAGCUUCAUCAAUGCAUUGAGGCGUUUUCUUGCAGUGCGAGGGCCAGUCAAGCUCAUACGUUCAGACCGUGGCACUAAUUUCGUCGGAGCCUGCAAGGAGUUAAAUAUACCCUCAAACAUUGACAACUCAGCGAUCAACACUUACCUCUUGAAAGAGGGAAUAACCUGGAUCUUUAAUCCUCCCCAUGCUUCCCAUCAUGGUGGUACAUGGGAGAGAAUGAUUGGCCUGGCAAGAAGAAUACUUGACACCAUGUUCCUUCAGCUAAAAGAUAAACUUACCCAUGAAGUGUUGGUGACCUUUAUGGCAGAAGUAGCGGCUAUCAUCAACGCUAGGCCUCUGGUGCCAGUUACACAUGACCCUGAAGAUUUGUACAUGCUCACUCCAGCCACUCUUCUUACUCAAAAGGUAAACGUCCUUCCAGCUCCUGUUGGUGACUUCGGAGUGUCUGACCUCUACAAGUCUCAGUGGCGCCAGGUACAACACUUGUCCAACACUUUCUGGGACAGAUGGAAAAAGCAGUAUCUGCCCACACUUCAGCCACGCAGGAAAUGGCAGUCUACACAACCUAACGUGACAGAAGGAAGUAUUGUUCUUUUGAGAAAUAACGACCUGGCAAGGAACGAAUGGCCCACUGGACUGAUAACGAAGACUUUUCCAGGUGAAGAUGGAAAAGUGCGGGAAGUUGAAGUGAAGAUUGUAAAACCAGGAGGGACUGCACUCUAUCGUAGACCUAUUACAGAGAUAGUAGUUCUCCUUCCGAAAGAGGAUUAGUCAUACGAACUGUUGAAGUUGUUAGUGACGUGUAUACACGCCAGGCGGGGAGUGUAUUGCUACGAGCAAAUGUAAUGUUAAUCUUGUUUGUUUUCGUAAGAAUUAAUGUUUAAAUCUCAUUGUUAGAAAAAAUGGUACUGUCGCUUUAAGAGGGACUGGAUCUCAGACACAGGAAGUUGCAUAGGCUAUAGAGUGAGGAAAUCAGGAAGCAAGCACAUGGCACAGAGUGGAGGUUGUUAGUCGAGUCAAUCCAGCUGCAUCUGCAAACGUCUUCUGCUUUUUGUUAGCAUCGUAGUUUCACCUUCCUUGCUACGUCAAUAAACCUGUGUACAAGGAGUCAUCUGUCUGCAGAGUCUUGAUGUUCAAGGAGGCGUUUAUCUGACUGUCAAGUCAUAUAGAGCACGUAUGAUGAGGACAGCACACCCCCCUUCUUGUUGCUCCUGUUUAAGUGCAGGCCUCUCUGCACGGCAUGUCACUUGCUCCUUUACUGUCAGUCUGUAACUUGAGGUGAACAAAUGGCUCAUCAAACUCACCCUGAAUCUGAGCUGAUUGACGCUCUGAAUCUGGAGGUAUGUCAGGAUUUUGUAACUAUUUUAUCCAGUUUGUCUUUAGGAUGUUGUAGACAU